UCAUCAGUCAUGUGUCAAUGUGUCAUGAUGUAUGUCACUUUUUGUCAACAAGGUUUGCCUCGCCUACAUUUUUAUUAAAAAUUAAUUUGGAUUUCUUUCAUGUCAGAUAACAGCUUCAAAAGUUGUAUCUAAUCAAAAUUGUUUAUCUACAUGUAGAUGUGACUGCAGUGAAAUAUCAGAAUUUACAUUUUAUGAAUUGAUACAGCUGAAAACAUCUAUAGGUAAACAUCUCUAUUUUUAGCACAAACAAAUAUACAAAAUAUCCUGUUUAUUGGCCCACUCUGCGUUAUGACAAGUUGCCUAAUUCUCUUCAAGAGGUAUUAGUCGAAUUCAUCAUGCUUCUGUUCACCUAAACCAAUGAACACAUAAAAUGACUUCUGAAAUCACAGACACAGUAUCUGUGUGCUCUGAAGCAUCAACACUUCUUGAUGGCAGUGUUAUAUCUACUGUACCGGAUCGCCAUGGAUUUUUAGGGGGCACUCAGUAUUCUCCAGAACCAAGACAAGGACCUCCUCCAGAAACGGUACUCAGACGAGAACGAAAAUGGCUGAAAAUGCUUUCGCAAUGGAAUUUUUAUAUGGACAGAAAUUACAGAAAGAUCAAGGAGAGGUGUCGAAAAGGCAUCCCGAUGUCAAUGAGACCAAAAGCUUGGCUGUAUCUUUGUGGUGGAAAAUUAUUGAUGGAUAAGCAACCAAAUAAGUAUGAUGAUUGCCUUAGAGCCGUGGCAGAUCCAAAAUGUAUUGAAGAAAUAAAAAAGGACAUUCACCGUCAGUUUCCGUUACACGAAAUGUUCAGUUCAGAGGAUAAGCCUGGACAACAAGAACUGUUCAAUGUACUGAAAGCAUACACAGUUCAUUUUCCGGACAUUGGAUAUUGCCAGGCCCAGGCACCCGUGGCAGCUUUCCUCCUGAUGCAUAUGCCAGCUAUACAGGCAUUUUGGUGCCUAGUUUCCAUUUCUAAUAAGUACCUUGAAAACUACUACUCUCCCACAAUGGAAGUUGUUCAGCGGGACGGACUAAUAUUACAAGGGUUACUGAAAAAAGUAUGUCCGCCUGUGUACCGACAUCUGAAGAAAGUUAAUGCCGAGCCUAUGUUUUACUGUACAGAAUGGUUUCUAUGUGCAUUUACAAGAACUUUGCCUUGGGACACAUUGUUGAGAAUCUGGGAUAUCUUCCUUUGCGAAGGUGUCAAAGUUUUAUUCAAAACUUCUUUAGUGAUUUUAAUUGGUUGUCUUGGAACUGCUAAAAGUAGAAGGCAAUGCCCUGGACUCUGUGAAACCUUAGCUAGAAUAAGGAAUCCACCAGAGGAGAUCUUAUCAGAGGAAAAUCUCAUCUACAAUGUAAAUCGACUGGAUAUCACUGAAAGAGAUUUUCAAGAACAACAUCAAAAACAAACAAAGAGGAUGAAAACUGACCAAAGUAAUGGAAAUGGGGCAACUGUGCAAUAAAGGGACUAGAGCUUUUGACCAAAAGAAGACAGUAUUUAUCUUGAAUAUAAAUGUGCAAUGACUGGUCAUUCAUGGUCUUUUCAACUGGCAUCUGGAGAUAGUAUUAGGUUACGCAGUGUGUACUUUGUCUUUUUGGGUAGCUUUACAUUGUCUUUACUGAAGUACUAUAAUUCAAACUUCAAGUUGUAAACACUUUGAUGUAAAUAUUAUUUUUAAGUUAUUAAGUAUUAUGUGACAGCACCAGAGUUAUUUCACAUAAUUCAUUUGAUUGCAAGAGCCGUUCCAAAGAGUUUGGUACCUUUUGAUAUUCAAACAAACGUGAAUAGUUUAUUAAUGUCUUCUGAGAAUGACAAUUCAGUCUUACAAGUGUUGAACUGAACCCCAGAAGAGAUUAUAUAGUCAACUUCAUUUACAAAAACAGGAAUCAGUUUUGUUGAAUUAGACUGAUUAACUUUUAUAAAAGAAAUUCACCCGAUGAAGGGAAAUCGAAAGUACUAUUACUCUUGUAAAUGUUCUUGACUAUCAAUGGACGUCUAAUAAAUUAUUAUAAUGAAUUGUGUGGAAUGACCUUCACAAAUGUUGGUGGAAAUGACCGAGAAGGGACCAAUAUCUUGAUAGUUAAUUGUUUGUUCUUAUUAGUAAGAUUGAACAAUCCUAGAAGAUAACUCGGGAGAUUUUGUUUGAUUUCUGUUUUGGUUUAGGAUACACAUCAAGUGAUAUUCAAGGUAUUGCACCUAAUUUUUUGACGAUUACCUUCAGAGUUGCAUUCUAUUUCACGGCCAGAAUAUACGGAGCGUUCUUCAAAUGAUCACAUAGCUUUUUCCAAACUCUCGUCGAGAUCUAUUGCAUUGGUUUCAAUGCAACAGGAUUUCAAGGAAAUCCUUGAAAUCCUCAAAAUUGUUUCCAAUUCGAUUUUCGCUGAAGAGAAGGCAUUUACCAAAAAUUUCAAUGCAAUAUUUAUUUUAAUGGCAGGAUUAAUUCACACAAAUAUUUUGAUGGAUAAAAAAUGUCAAAACGUAUUAUAUAAUAAAUGAUAAUGCAAAAAAUGCAUACAAAAGAUACAUCAAAAUUACUGUAUCAAUAUUGAAAAUUUGUAUGCACCCUGUUCUGAUCACCAGUCUGGCUCUUUUGGUAAAAAUGUUUUUUCAUAGGCAGGUUACUUGUGUAAUGACAUCAAGACUGGCAGAAUAACCAACUGACUUGUACUAUUCCAUUUUGAGUAGCAACCAUUGUAUUGAUGUGGGUACAUAACAAUAAAAAAACCGAUACGGUUUUGUAAGCUUGUAAAUUCUAAUAAGUUUGGAUAUGUUUCAGUUGUUUUAAUUGGAGUAAUAUUUUUAAAUUUAAUUUUUCUUUCAAGGUAUUUCAAGAUAUCCUAUAAACUUCUCAAAAUUUGCGGCAUUUCAUAAAAUAUCUAGUUCCAUGAAUAAAUUAUUUCUUUCUUCAGCAGUAGAUCUAGGAUUGUUCCACCACCCAAAUCUUGUGUACCUAUUUGUAUAAAUUGGAGAAUUUUUAUAUACUGGCAAGGCAGUUAUUGUUAUAAAGAUUGAAUAUAUGAUAUAUACACAAAUAAAUUUCAUUUGUACUUUUCUGUUUUA
Molecule: messenger RNA, 3045 nt
Organism: Leptinotarsa decemlineata (Colorado potato beetle)
Lineage: Eukaryota; Metazoa; Arthropoda; Insecta; Coleoptera; Chrysomelidae
Product: TBC1 domain family member whacked
Biological process (GO): regulation of GTPase activity
Molecular function (GO): GTPase activator activity; small GTPase binding
Source: RefSeq, a predicted model, not a curated record